UCCUUUAAAAGCUGGGCGGCAGGCACUGCACCCAGUGCUGAAGUCAGGGAGCCUCUGCACUGUGGCUGGGCCGGGUCCACCCAUGGCAUCACUGGAACCAGGCCUCACCAAGUCCCUGAACGGGGGCCAAGAGCAGAGUUACAGCACUGGCAGGAGCCCCAUGCCCCUGCAGCACCCUGGCACUCAGGACCAGACCUACCUGGAUGAGCUCAUCAGCAUCCCCAAGGGCACUGGGCCUGGGUUCAGCUUUAGGAAACUCUGGGCUUUCACCGGCCCCGGCUUCCUCAUGAGCAUCGCCUACUUGGACCCAGGCAACGUGGAGUCAGACCUGCAAGGCGGGGCACUGGCGGGAUUCAAGCUGCUGUGGGUGCUGCUGUGGGCCACCGUCCUGGGGCUGCUGUGCCAGCGCCUGGCCAUCCGUCUAGGCGUGGUGACCGGGAAGGACCUGGGCGAGAUCUGCUACCUCUAUUACCCUAAGGUGCCCCGUGUGCUGCUCUGGCUCAUGAUUGAGAUCGCCAUCAUCGGCUCUGACAUGCAGGAGGUGAUUGGGACAGCCAUUGCCUUCAGCCUGCUCUCAGCUGGCCGCAUCCCCCUCUGGGGUGGGGUCCUUAUCACCAUCGUGGACACCCUCUUCUUCCUCUUCCUUGAUAAGUACGGGCUCCGCAAACUGGAGGCUUUCUUUGGUCUCCUCAUCACCAUCAUGGCCCUGACCUUUGGCUACGAGUACGUGGUGGUGAGGCCAGGGCAGGUGGAGGUGCUGAAGGGCAUUUUCCUGCCCAGCUGCCCAGGCUGUGGGCGAAAGGAGCUGCUGCAGGCCAUGGGCAUCGUUGGCGCCAUCAUUAUGCCCCAUAACAUCUUCCUCCACUCCUCCUUGGUCAAGACACGGGUGAUCGACCGCUCCAAGAAGGAGGCAGUGCAGGAGGCCAAUAUGUAUUUCCUGAUCGAGUCCUGCCUGGCCCUCUUUGUCUCCUUCCUCAUCAACCUCUUUGUCAUGGCUGUCUUCGGCGAGGCUUUCUACCACCAGCGAAAUGAGGACGUGCACAGCAAGUGCGUCAACAGCAGCGUCAGUCACUAUGCCAGCAUCUUCCCCACCAACAACAAGACGGUCUCUGUGGAUAUCUACCAGGGGGGUGUCAUCCUGGGCUGCUAUUUCGGGGCAGUGGCAUUGUACAUCUGGGGCAUUGGGAUCCUGGCAGCAGGACAGAGCUCCACAAUGACUGGGACUUAUGCAGGGCAGUUCGUCAUGGAGGGCUUCCUGCAGCUCCGCUGGUCCCGCUUCACCCGGGUGCUCUUCACCCGCUCCUUUGCCAUCCUGCCCACGGUCUUGGUGGCUGCUUUCAAGGAUGUCACCCACCUCACAGGCAUGAAUGACCUGCUCAACGUCCUGCAGAGCAUCCUGCUGCCUUUUGCCGUCCUGCCUGUCCUCACCUUCACCAGCCUGCACCCGCUCAUGCAGGAUUUCAGCAACAGCCUCCCAGGGAAGGUGCUGAUGACCCUCAUCACGGGGCUGGUCUGCGCCAUCAACAUUUACUUCGUUGUGGACUUUCUGCCGACACUGCAUGGCCUGGAGUACCACAUUCCCCUGGGCCUGCUACUGGCUGCCUACGUGGCUUUCGUUGCCUACCUGAUCUGGACAUGCAGCAUCGCGCAUGGAGCCCGGUUCCUGGCCCGGGGCUACCACAGCCGCUUCAAUUUUGGUCUCGCCCUCGACCCGACAGGCACAUGGUGACAGAUCCCAUCCCUGCUUAUUAUCCUCACGUCCCUGCCCAGCGCGGCCUCCUCGCACGGGGUUUGCUGCCACUCCGAGUCCGGGGAUGUUUUAGCCAGAGACGCAAGGCAGACCUCCCCCCAAGAUGUUAGCGCUUCUCCCCAGCCCCAAGGCCCGCCAGUUGCGGGGUGCAGCUCCAGGCUCGUUGAGAGGGGAGCGGGACAGCAGCGGGAGCUUCUCCCAGCCCUCGGCACAGCCGCUUCA
Messenger RNA from Ficedula albicollis (Collared flycatcher), 1972 nucleotides. RefSeq names its product solute carrier family 11 member 1 (gene SLC11A1). Gene Ontology annotation, cellular component: plasma membrane. Bases 83 to 1729 code for a protein of 548 amino acids. The record is from RefSeq and is a predicted model, not a curated record. NCBI's taxonomy places the organism in Eukaryota, Metazoa, Chordata, Aves, Passeriformes, Muscicapidae. Gene Ontology annotation, biological process: metal ion transport. The transcript has 15 exons. Gene Ontology annotation, molecular function: manganese ion transmembrane transporter activity; cadmium ion transmembrane transporter activity; iron ion transmembrane transporter activity.